This is a messenger RNA of Leguminivora glycinivorella, 5867 nucleotides long. RefSeq names its product cleft lip and palate transmembrane protein 1-like protein. The coding region runs from base 297 to 1910 and encodes 537 amino acids. Gene Ontology annotation, cellular component: endomembrane system; membrane. The transcript is spliced from 8 exons. The record is from RefSeq and is a predicted model, not a curated record. Lineage: Eukaryota; Metazoa; Arthropoda; Insecta; Lepidoptera; Tortricidae.
UAUUUCAUUUAAAUGGUUAUUUAUGUUAAAUAUUAUGCCUUUGUAUUAUGCUAUAAAUAUGUAUGAAUUAAAUGAAUUUAAGAACUAGACCUUAUUUAUUUAUUUAGUUAACCGGACUAUUUUUUUAUAUUCGAACGUACACCUCAUGACUGUCAAGCAAGCUGUCAACUAAACGUCAACUCUGUAGUCAAUUAUGUCAAUUUUUUCAAUUUAAUUUAACUUGGCAAAUCCAUACAGAAAACGAGAGGCUGCUAAAUUUAAAUUAAAUUUUAUAGUAAUAGUUUAAAUAUUUCGUGAUGAGAUACAUCUCGGUUAGUUUGAUAGUAACUUUGAUAUUUGCUGGAUAUGCUAUUAAUACGAUAUGGACUCUAGCCGAAAUAUUCAUCCCGCCCGAGUGUAGUCGUGGCGAACGAUGUUUUAGUUCCUAUUUAGCUUCAGAUCCAGUGCAGCAUUUAGUCCUUUAUACAUCUGUUAAGGAAUAUCCACACGAUGGUGAUUCCGCCUCAGAAACCGUAACAAAGGUGCAUACUUCGGUGAAUUUCGACUACCGGAAUCCGGCUUCUAUAGAUGUCACAUUGAAAAUUCCUCGUAGAACUCGCAAUAAUGGCACACUGUUCAUGCAUGCGGCUCUCCUUGACGAAGACUGGUUGUACAAGCAGUUUCAUGAUAUUGUUAGAACGGGGACACUGCACACUUUGCCCCUGAUCACCUUCAUUGAACCACAGGCUGCCACUUUUAAUUUGUUAAAUAAAAAUACUGAUGAAAAAAAACCAAAGGUUCAUAACAUAAAGCCCAUAGCUCAUAUAAACACCAUAGUUCCUCUGGCUGUGUUAACAGACAAUUUGAAUCUACCCUCUAACAAAAUACCUGGGGAAUUGUACCCUUACAUAAGGUUACGCAAUCGCAAGUUCUUGCCAAUCAUUCAGCACAAUGUUCUAAAAUCUCGGCUAUCAAACCUUCAGCCAAUAAACAGCAGCAGUUCUGAGGUGAACAUAACAGUCACCGUGUCUCCAUCCUCAUAUGGCUCCCUACGAUUGGCUCUGCAUGUCCACCUGGCUUUAGAACAACUGCAUAACCUAGGAUUUAGCAACAAAGAUGUUGACGAUGUUAAGGGGAUCUUCGCUGAUACCAAUCUGUACUUGCUGUCUGCAACACUCUUGAUCGCUAGUUUUCAUUUGUUGUUCGACUUCCUGUCAUUCAAAAACGACGUAUCGUUCUGGCGAAGCAAGCGGUCUCUGGGCGGGCUCUCGACCCGUACCGUGCUAUGGCGCGCUUUCUCGCAGCUGGUCAUCUUCUUCUACCUGCUGGAUGAACACACGUCGCUGCUAGUGCUUGUACCGGCUGGGAUCAGCGCUGUUAUUGAGCUAUGGAAGGUGACGAAGAUCCUCCACAUCCGCGUGUCCUGGUCGGGCCUGAAGCCGCGCAUAUGGCGCGACGUGCCCGACGCGGCUGAACGCAGCACCGCCGCCGCCGACGCUGAGGCCAUGAAGUACCUCUCCAUGCUGCUGUACCCGCUAUGUAUCGCUGGAGCGAUCUACUCGCUAUUCUACGAGCCCCACAAGAGUUGGUACUCCUGGGCGCUUCACAGCGUCGUGAACGGCGUCUACGCGUUUGGCUUCCUCUUCAUGCUGCCCCAACUCUUCGUAAACUACCGACUGCGCUCCGUAGCGGCGCUUCCCUGGCGCGCCUUCAUGUAUAAGGCGUUCAACACGUUCAUCGAUGAUGUGUUUGCGUUCAUCAUUACCAUGCCAACUGCACAUCGGGUGGCGUGCUUCAGAGAUGACUUGGUGUUCCUUGUCUAUUUGUAUCAGCGAUGGUUAUACCCGGUGGACAAGUCGCGAACAGACUCGGCCGUCAGCAUGGAUGAGAGUCCCGAAGAGUUGGAGCCCCAGAAGCAAAAAGCUGAAUAAGGUUUAUUAGUCCCAGUAGUCCUUGAGAUGUUCAAAUAUCCGAACUAUUGACUGCCGUGUCAGAACCUUUGUGGCUACCAUUUGUUUUGUAAUACUCGAUAUUCUGCACGUCACGGAAAGGGUACGUAGUUUUUGAAAUGAAAUUAAAAUUUUGAAAUGAAAAUAACGCUCACUGACAACGUUAAACUUCCCAAAUCUUGGGAUUAGUUGUCAAAGCGGACCCCAGGCUCCCAGUAGCCGUGGCAAAUGCCGGGAUAACGCAAGGAGGACGAUGAUGAUGAAUGACAACGUUAAAUAAAAGUUUAAGUUUACUCUCAGUGUUACCAACUCGAAUUUUGAUAUACCCCUUCCUAUUUUCAUUUUCACAUUACGAAGUGUCACUGCUUCCUUGCAAAGGGACUCCACGCACUAUUCAGUCUAGUAAGCAACUAUUUGGAGGCGCUGUUUACAUUCUCCAUAAAAUGUUGCUCUUUUUUUUUUUGUUGAAAGAUUGGGAAUUUAGAGGGAACCUCUAUUUUAUCCGCAAAUCGGACGCCGCCAUAUCCCGGAGGGACAUCCCGGGGAGAAAGUGUUGCUCUGGGCUGCGUGAGUAGUAUGAGGGCGCCGAAAGCGCCUGGCUUAGUACAGUGUACGUCCGGCACCGCUCGACUCUUUUAAGUGUGAGGGCGCCCAAGGCGCAGCUUAGGUCCGCCGACUUCGGGCUUUUCCGAGACGUUCUCGAUACGAUAUCGAGAAACAUAUAAUAAACUCAUGGUAGUUACUUAAAAAAUCUUUGCAGCAGGGCUUACUUAUUGUCAAAUAACUCCGUCAACUUUGGUAAUAUUAUUUCGUUUGUAACUCAUGUUAUAUCUCUUCGUUGUAAAAAAAGAAUGUUGUCGAUGGGGACUUACAUUUCUAGAGAAGCUAGUUAUUCGGUUAUGUCUAUAAUAUUUGAGACGACUGCUUGGUUAUACGAAUAAGCUAAACUGUAUUUGUUUAUUGUUAUUUUGUAUAGAAUUUAUUUAUAAGCGUGACAUGUUCGGUCGGCAGCCAUAAUUAUUACCUACACAAAAUAACUUAGUCGAAAUUUAUAGCACAAGUUAUAUGCGAAUUUAAAAUAUCCAGUUAGUCUCUGUAGGCCACAUUGUCGUUGUUUGUUAGAAAGUAGUGGCUAAUUUAUUUUUAUGAACGAAUGAUUUUUAGACAGUGUAGUCUGCCCAAAUCUCGAGUAUUUCGUGUAACAACUUGUGUUGCCGACUGUACAUUUCAAUGUGUUAUAGAAAAUGUAAUAUUUUGAUUUGGUGCAAUGAACUAAAAACGAAUUGAAGAAAAAUGAAAUUAUUAAUUUAGGUUAUGAUUUAAUAAGCUUUACUUUUCAAAUGAACUGUGACUGAGGCUGUCCUAGGUGCUAAACGAUUUGCGCCAUUACUAUUUGUUUAAUAUUUACGCAUAUAUUAUACUUGUAUAUUCGCUAAAAUCCUGUAAACAUAAUUGUAGAUAAGCCCUAGAAAUAUUUUUGAGCAAUAAUUUAACUAGUGUCUGAUUGAGGUAAAAACUUAGAAACUAAAUUCCUAAACUAUGUUAUAUGUGGUAAAAUAAAAGUAUUGAAUGUCUACUGUAGGUAUAUUAUUAGCGAAUAGCGCAACGUUAUGUAUAACUGACAGAAACGCACAGCCUACCUAAAACUAUCGAAAAAUACAAUUGUUUAUAGAAAACGCCAUUCGAAACCAAUUUAUGGAAAUAUCCUCGUAACUUUUAUCUAUCAGUCAUCCCAAAUAUAUUCUUUAUUAUUCUAAUGAUAUAGUGAAGAUACAAUUUUAUUAUAAUGUAUUUUUUAAUGUUUUUAAUGGUUGUAAUGUUUUGUCAUUCAUAUGUUCCAUAGUCCUUAAAAUACGAACACCUAAAGUCAGUUCAACCUUACUUGUCCAAUAUAGUAAACAAACGAAACGUCAAAUAUGAACAAAGACAAUUACUAGUGAUUGGAAUUAAAUGUCGAUAAAAUGAUGUAUUAACGAUAAUUUGUAAAUAAACGCUGCUAACGUCAUCUGUGGUUUUUCGAUUUUACGUCACACAAUAUCUAUAUAAAAACCAAAAUUUAAUUAGGUUUCGUCGCAUUUGCAACAAUCCUAUGGAAAAUGCUAGUAGGUACAGUUUUCAUUUUAUACUUAGUACUUAACAUUAAUACAACAAAAAAUAUACUGAUAGUAAAAUAUUUAUUGUAAAGCGGUAGGAAAUAAAACGUAAAAAAGUCGGUUAAUAAGUCUCAUAAAUUGUUGUAGUUAAUAUCAACGCAUUUUUUCCAAGCUAUACAAACUCAAACGUUAAUAUCGAUCGUUCAUAACGAUAAGUUGUCAUCCCAACGUUACGACUCAUAGACAAUCUAGACUUCGUAAUGUCAGUAGUUUUUUAUAUCAUCCUUUCGUAAUUACAAAAAUUGAUGAAAAUCGUUUUAUAAAUGAUAAUUAUUCAGUGGAUUUUUGAUUGAUUUCAAUACUUUGUGAGUUUAUUUAAGUGUAAUAACAUUUUAAGUGAUGGUUAAUGUGUAAUUCCAGAGAAAAGUGAGAUAAUGUUUUUCAGCAGUGUUUGUUGACAUGAUUGGACAAGUAAGGCUGAACUGAGUGUAAAAAAUACGAACACCUACGUACCUAUAUUUAAAUAUAUUAAAUUAUUAUAGUCUCGUCCAAUUUCAUGACACAGUUUAGAAGCUGAUGUAGGAGUUGUUUAGUAACGUUAAUGUUAUAUUACUAUGUAUUUUACAAGUAAGAAUAUAAAUUAUAACAUUUAUUACAAAAUAUUGUGUCGUUCCACGUCUAAAGGGUUCAUACGCUUCAAUUGCAAUAAAGGCGAAUUUAUGCGUAAGUAGCUUUUUGUGAUGGAAUGUCACAAUUAUGAAGUCUGUUAAAGUUUUGGUUUCUUGUGAACAUGUUUACAAAACCAAGAUUUUUACAUGUAAUUUAUCCACAAGCAAAAGAAUUUCCUUUUUUCAGAAGAAAACGUCCCAAAAUUUUGAAUAUUUUGAGCCUUUAGGUGCCAAAACACCUUUGAUAUGAUUACUGAUUGUCGAGUUUUAUAGAUGCCGAAUUCGAAAACGCACCUUAUAAAACCAAUUAAUAAAUGGUUAAAUGAUUACCUUAUUAAAUGAUUCAGAUGAUGUUUUGUAAAUAAUGAAUGCUACUAUCUGCAGGGUUAGCACAUGAUUACCGCGAGAGCAUGUCGCCGCGAGAUACACUACCCAUCCUCAUGUCAUGAAUACUCAUGUCAUAGCAAAAACUCCCAUUUUGUCGAUUGGCAUAAGGACGUUUUGAUAGAUUAUUCGUAUAAAUAUAAUAAACAAAUCUCGUCCGUAUAGCAUGCGAAAAAGUGGUACUACUUAACUUUCCACACACUGACUAGACACAUUCGCAUUCUGUGCCCGGCGGAGAAAAAUCCACACACAGUUAUCGUAUACGGUUAUAUAAAAUAUAACAUUAGUUGAUAGUACCUAUCCACAGAACUUAGACUAGACGUAAUAAACGCAUAAAGAAAGAAGAGAGAGAGAAAUUAAAAAGUGGUAACAUUGUUAGGACGGUUUUUUUUAUAUAAAAGGGACAGCUCUACUACACCUACAGUGAUCCUACUUUUUAAUUUCUAUUUUUAACGAAACGAGAAACUUGCUUUGUUACAUUGAUGUUACAUUGUUAGAGAUCCUCUUAUAUAUUGUACUGGAAAUUAUAUUUAUUUUAUAUUAACGAAAUUACAUUAAAUUGUCUAUGAUUUUGUAAAAAAUGCUGGAAUAUUAUAUACAAUGCAGUUUUACUCCUACAGUGAUCCUACUUUUUAAUUUCUAUUUUUAACGAAACGAGAAACUUGCUUUGUUACAUUGAUGUUACAUUGUUAAUUUGUUAGAGAUCCUCUUAUAUUACUGGAAAUUAUAUUUAUUUUAUAUUAACGAAAAUACAUUAAAUUGUCUAUGAUUUUGUAAAAAAUGCUGGAAUAUUA